GCAGUUGGCAUUUGCAUUUGUCUGCUUCAUCUUUCCCCUCCCCUAUCACAUCUCUCUCUGCUGCACAUCCAUCCCUCAACCUCCAUUUUUCUUUCUCUCCGCCAUCCAACCUUCCUACUACCACCACCUUCCUCUCCGAUAUUCCCCGUCGCUGCUUAAUCUCUCCUACUACCUACCUCCAUCCGCCCUUGUUCGACGACAUCACUCGGCAUCCGAACUUAUACCCCCGCCACCUCAACCCGCUUCCUCCACCUCCGUCCACCCUUCUUCUAUUGCCCUCGCCAAACUCGAGCUCUUAGUCGCCGUAACACGUUCUUCCUUGUCUCAUUGAACUAAGCAAGUGGUCUCCUUGGGUUGUGCCGUCGUCUUUCCCGCGCUCUUUGUUCCUCCCGCAUGACCGCUCGUGUCUCGGGCAGUCACACCCGCCGUCAUGGAUAAUGCCAACCUGUGGACUCGUCGAGCAAACUCCUCCAAAUUGUCCCUGUCCAUGUCCGGGACCGACGGCAAGGACGGUGCCCGCGUUGAACUGCCCCGCCCAUCCAAACGUUUUGGCCCUGACAGUUCCCACGGCCGCUCAAAUCCUUUCAAUGCCAUCUCGCCACUAUCCGCUGGCGUCUCCUCGCCCUCGACCAAUGCCUCGUCUGCAUUCGGGCUCGGCUCCGGCGCUUUCGCAUCGUUCGGCGCGCCCAAGACACCGGGUGGUUCAUCAGAGGUUAAAACCCCGGGAGAGAAGCGCGAUCUCUCGACAGAGCAGGAAGAUCUGAUGAGGUCUAAGUCCCACGCCAACGGUUCCGCUGGUCCCGGAGAGCAUGGGUUGAAGUCCACCUGGAUCGUCUGGUACCGCCCGCCCACACCCAAGUACUCCGACUAUGAAAAGUCGACGGUACCGCUCGCCUCGAUAUCCUCGGUAGAGAGCUUCUGGGCAGUCUAUUCGCAUCUCAAGCGGCCUUCGCUCCUCCCGACGGUGUCGGACUACCACAUCUUCAAGAAGGGUAUCCGUCCUGUGUGGGAGGACGAGGCCAACAAGCGAGGUGGCAAGUGGAUUGUUCGGCUGAAGAAGGGUGUCGCCGAUCGGUACUGGGAGGAUCUGCUGCUUGCUCUGGUGGGUGACCAGUUCGCCGAGGCUGGUGACGAAGUCUGUGGUGCCGUGUUGAGCGUGCGGGGUGGCGAGGACGUGUUGAGUGUGUGGACCAAGAACGAUGGCGGGCGGAACAUUAAGAUCAGAGAAACGAUCAAGCGCAUGCUCGCCUUCCCCGCAGACACCAACAUCGUCUGGAAGAGCCACGAUGACAGCAUUGCUCAGCGCUCCGCCAUUGACCAGGCCCGCCACGAAAAGUCCCAAACCUCCGGCUCCAACCCAACGGGUCAGCGACGCACCGGCCACGACGAUUCGGAUAAAGGCAAGGGAGCCGCCGUCCUGUAAAGCCUGGUCUCAGCAUUCUCGGCCUUGAGCCCUGUAUAGUAAAGCUAACCAAAAAACAUAUUAUGCACAAUUUACUACUCAUUGGGACGCGUUUGGGUCUGGGGGGACGGUGGGCAUCGAGGCGAACUCAGCGGGUUUGAUUUGUUUUAUGUCUUGGGUGAAGCUUAUGUCUCUGUUCUCUUUUUUUUCUUCGCCUUGAGCUUACGUGCGAUGCUUCUAUUGUUUCUUUUUUUUUUUUCCCUCUUUACCUCUACUAUUCUUUGCACAACAAAACCACUGCAGCAUUGACUGCAGCCGGCGUACUUUGCCUGGAUGUCCAAAUAGCUCUCUGUUUUGCGAGUUACCUUUGACGGUGGCUCCUGAUAACCACCUAUGACUGAUAGCUCUCUGAUGCAUUCAAUGAAACUCUAAGACUCAACCCGUUC
This is a messenger RNA of Penicillium brasilianum, 1848 nucleotides long. Lineage: Eukaryota; Fungi; Ascomycota; Eurotiomycetes; Eurotiales; Aspergillaceae. The record is from the annotation of a GenBank genome assembly.